Molecule: messenger RNA, 996 nt
Organism: Colletotrichum paranaense
Lineage: Eukaryota; Fungi; Ascomycota; Sordariomycetes; Glomerellales; Glomerellaceae
Exons: 2
Coding region: 1-996 (331 amino acids)
Source: RefSeq, a predicted model, not a curated record
AUGGGUAGAGUCAAAUCAGAGCAGCCCCCCGGCAAAAAGGCUCAAGCCAACGGCCGAGACCAGCGCGAUCGCGGUGGCCGUGGACAUGGACGUUUCCAGCAGGAUCGAAUGCAUCGCAUUCCCGCCCCGUGGUCCGCUCGCGAUGAUUUCGCCAUGGGACGUCUCCGCUCCCCCGUCCCCGCCCCCGAGCCUUGGGUCUCUGUCGGAGACCUCGACAGAAACCUCCAGAAGUGGAUGAGAGAGGGACAGCGGGACGAGGUGCUGUCCAGAUGGGGCCUGGGACCCGGCGAGUACGAUAUUCUCGAGGACCGCGUCCUCGCUGACAUUGUGACCAAGUGGCCCGACGCGACUGUCGCCCUGCUCUACGACAAGGCGCAGGAGGCCAAGGAGCACGUCUACCGCCACUUUGCGGGCCAGGGCAAAGUCCGCAUCAGUCUCGAGGCGAGCGACUGGCUCAAGCUUGAGGGCUUGUGGAAGCUUAUGGACAAGGCUCACAGUCACGAGGAGCGCAAGUACCCUUUUGACUACACGUACGGCCAGAUCCGCUUCUUCGACCGCGGUUUGAUGGAUAAGCAGUACGCCUUCUACUUCAAGAAGGACGAGCACGAGCGCGCCCGCGCCCAGGACGUCGCUCCGCCUGCCAUCGCUACGGCUGCCGCCGCUGCCGCCACCCCGAUCGCUGCCCGCCCGAUGUCGGUUCCUCCUGCCGCCGCUGGUACCUACCUUAUCCGAGAGCAGGCGCACAUGCCGACCGCCUGCAUGGCGGCGCCUGGAGGUCCUACUCCCGCUGGCCAGGGUGGCGGUGGUUGCUGUACUGGCAACCACGGUCCUGGAACCUUCGUCCCGAUGGCUUCGCAGGGAGCCUGUAUGAUGGGAGGAGGAGGAAUGGGCCAGGCGGUCGUCCAUGGAGGUACCGCGGGCACCUUCUACCCUGCGCCUCAGCACCAUCACCAUCAUCAUGGAGCGCAGCCGGGACCUGGCAUGGGCUACUACUAA